Molecule: messenger RNA, 1959 nt
Organism: Osmerus eperlanus (European smelt)
Lineage: Eukaryota; Metazoa; Chordata; Actinopteri; Osmeriformes; Osmeridae
Product: TNFAIP3-interacting protein 3-like
Exons: 10
Coding region: 298-1248 (316 amino acids)
Biological process (GO): cellular response to lipopolysaccharide; regulation of transcription by RNA polymerase II
Source: RefSeq, a predicted model, not a curated record
CAAGCACCUACGAGACAUAGAGUACUGUAUGUCAACAUUGACCUGGUUCCGGGUAUUGUGCGGUUGCGAAAAGUUUGUCGUACUCGCGCACAUUUCUCCGUGAUGACGAAGUAGCCUAUUGAGGGAAUCCCAAGAGGAGUUUCAGGGUGGUUCAAAUGUUUCUUGAAAGGGGUGGUCCGGUAAUAUAUAGUUUUUUUCUGUAUUUAAACGGCUUACAUGUCAGUAACUUACAUUUUUGACAGCCUGGCAAUUCACUCAACGUGCUAAACCUUACUUGGAAAUAAUCCCACCUUUAGGAUGGAAAAACGACGGACCGAGACAACACAAAGAGACAGACCACAUACGGACAGGUCGCAUAUCAUCACACCACAACAUGGAUUGGCACUGACUCCAGAAAGAUGCGAGAGUGUUGAAUUGGACAAUUCAAUCAGAGAGCGUGUCCAAUCAUACCUUCUCACACAGGGUGCACCUGUCCACAACGACAGACAAUUCAAAGAAACACAGACUGGACUGUCUGUUGCUGCACCUGGGCAAAACGAGGAUUCACAGAUAGCAUUGUUAGAGAAGCAGAGACAAGAGCUCUUAUAUAUAAACAACAAGUGGGCAGAGCAGUACCAGACCAUGACACAGUAUUACAAACAGAAGGUGAAAGACCAGGAGAUGUUACUAAUGUCUCAUGGCCAAGAAUUGGAGGACAGGAGUGAAGAGGAACAGCAAGAAAGAAAGAGAAACAUAGAUCUACCUCAGACCAAAGACAACACAAACUGUAUUCAGUUGCUAAACGAUGACAUCAGUGCUGACCUGCAGAGGGCAGAGCGAGAAGCAGAGCACCUGAGAGUGCAGAACACCACUCUGACCAGAAGAGGACAGCAGCAGCAGGGGGAGAUCAGACGACUCAACAAGGUCCUGAAGGAGGUGCUGCAGACCACUGGAACUGCCGAGGUCAGCUGUGGGCCACAAGAAGAGGUCUGGAGGCAUCAGGCCCAGAUUUACAAAGAGGACUUUUUGAAGGAGAGGAGAGACAGGGAGCAGUUGAAGGGGAAGCACGGAGACUUGGAGAAUAAAUUCAGAAAGGUGCACACUGAGCUCAACGCCCUCAAGUCCAAACUAAUAUGGACUCCAACUUUACCCCGUCCUCUAGCUGCCUGUGUGUGUACCCACCAGGCACACCCCACUACACAGAACAAGGAUGCCCGUCCUAGUGCCCAGAGAUCCCCUCCCCACACCCAACAAAACAACCACCUUUAACUAAACAUGCCGCCUGUGACACAAAAUCAGUACCUGCAAUGAACUGGAGUGCUACAUUUUUUAUCAUACACCGAACACUGACAAAAAUAAGUUACUGACACCCAACAUGUCAGAGCUUCUGAUUGGUUACUCGGUGUGUGGAGAGUUUCUGUGUGCAAGACUUCAUCCAGGAAGUGGGCCGUGUUGUGCCUCAGUCCUGACAGUCGGUUCCGGACCCAGGUUCAGAUGGCUCUCAGAGCAGUCAAGGGGAAGCCAGUCCACCAGCCCAGGCCCAUUGGGUGACCGGGGGGAAAACCAGGAAAUAUCCUGUGACGCUUUAACCACCUGGCAUGUGGUUACCUGUGGGAAACACCAGGAAUUAUCUGGUGAACCUGACACGGGGUUCCCUAUGAGUACAGAUGAGAAUGUAUGAGGUCAUCUUCUACUAAUCAGUGCCAAGCUGGCCAAUUUUACCAUGGCAAUAGUAAUUAGCUUCUCACCCUCUGAUGGCUCCUUAAAACACAUUAUCUAGUUCAUCUCUGAAUCGAGGCAGUGUGAAUGGUUACGGUGGGGUUUAAGGUGAGAUGAUGGGAUUGAAGAUGCACCCUUGACCCUACUGUACUGGCGUCCAACACCACAGGACCUGACUCCUCUGGACACAAAAUCACCAUCCAUUCUAUGUUAUUUAUAAAAUAAACAAAGCACAUUUUGUUGUUCUGACAUCAUCCAACA